Molecule: messenger RNA, 1561 nt
Organism: Salarias fasciatus (jewelled blenny)
Lineage: Eukaryota; Metazoa; Chordata; Actinopteri; Blenniiformes; Blenniidae
Product: protein mono-ADP-ribosyltransferase PARP14-like
Exons: 7
Coding region: 182-1561 (459 amino acids)
Biological process (GO): negative regulation of gene expression; protein poly-ADP-ribosylation
Cellular component (GO): cytoplasm; nucleus
Molecular function (GO): NAD+ poly-ADP-ribosyltransferase activity; transcription corepressor activity
Source: RefSeq, a predicted model, not a curated record
CUCUGUGGGUCCAGCUGACCAGCUCAAGAAGUGGAAACGGGGACAUGUGGGAAAUGAGGAAGUUGUCAGACAGUCUGCAGCGCCGACCCUCGGUCUGGCCUCACCGGGUCUCUGAGCUUCAUCGUGGUCUUCGUCACCUGCAGGUCUGGGGGGCGUGGCCCCCUCGGCGGUGGCGGACGCCAUGGUGGGCGCGGUGGUGGACUUCGUGAGGAAGAAGCAGUCGCAGUCCGUCCGCAGCGUCCAGAUCCUGAUCUUCCAGGCCGCCAUGCUGGCCGAGUUCCACCAGAGCAUGAAGAGGAGGCAGGGCGAGGAGGCGGGGCCAAAGGGCGUCUUCAGCCAGAUCAAAGACAAGCUGACGUCCUUCUUCCAGGGCUCCGGGGACGAGCAGCCCGGAACCAGAGACCUGGUCCUGGAGACGGAGGAGUUUGAGCCCAUGGAGUUCCAGCUGUGUGCCGACAGUCCCACGAUUGUCCGUCUGGCAAAGCAGAAGAUCGAGACGCUGAUCGUGACCGAGCAGGCGCAGAGGACCAUCCAGGACCGGUACAUCCGCCACCUGUCACAGGCGGAGCUGGACCAGCUGACGGCCCUGCAGAGGGAACUGACGGUCAGCAUCCGCCUGGAGAGAGGCCGGGAGGACCAGGACUCCCGGAUCCGCCUGGAGGGUCUGACCAGGGACGUGCUGACCGCCGAGGCGGACAUCAGUCGCAUCCUCCGGCGGGUGGAGAGGACGGAGAACCUGAAGAGCAAGGCCCUGCUGACCAGCGAGCUGGUCCAGUGGCAGUUCCAGGACCACGACGGGACCAUGGUGGACCUGGACCUCUACGACAACCUGAGGCUGGAGGAGGCUCUGGAAGCCAAGCAGACCGUGAAGAUCCAGAUCGGGAGCGCCAAGUUCACCGCCGACCCCCACCUGAGGAAAGCAGCCAGCAAGCAGAAAGAGGUGGAGCUGCUGAGAAAGCAGCUGAAAGAGGACGUGCUGCCGUCGCACUGGGACGACAUGAAGACCGACCUGGUGAAGCUGUUUCCCGUCACUCCAGGGUCCCGGGAGUUCACCGAGGUGGAGCAGGAAGUGAAGAAGACGGGACUCACUCUCAACAUCAUCAGUAUCGAGCGGGUCCAGAACCAGACGCUGUGGCAGAGCUACCAGCUGAUGAAGAAGAACAUGGAUCAGAAGAACAGAACCACAAACAACGAGCGGCUGCUGUUCCACGGCACCAAGUCCGCCUCCGUGGAUCUCAUCAACGACAAGGGCUUCAACCGCAGCUACGCCGGAACCCACGGUGCCAUGUACGGAAAUGGAUCCUACUUUGCGGUGGACCCGGUCUACUCAGCACGGAACUACGCCAAACCGGACGCCAGUGGGAUCCGGCGCAUGUUCCAGGCCAGGGUUCUGGUUGGAGAGUACACCCAGGGUAAACCGGGCCUCAUCACACCUCCCCACAAGUCCGGGAACGUCGCCAACCUGUACGACAGCGUCACCGACAACACCGCCGCUCCAUCCAUGUUCGUGGUGUUCAGUGACAUCCAGGCGUACCCGGAGUACCUGAUCACCUUCAAAUGA